AAAAAAAAAAAAAAAAAAGAGAUGUGGUUUUCGUGCAUUUAACCAUUUGCUCCAAACCCUCCACAACUCGCAGUUCACGCUAAAACCUCUCCACAACCACGACAUACCUCUCUCUCCAGCACCCUACUGGCCUACCCCUCUCCCACUCUCUUCCGCUCGCUCUCCCUCCCUGUAUAUAUCUCAAGCUCGAAAGCUCUCAACCGUUUAACCCACCUCCCUUCGAUGGCUGCUGGAUUAUCCGCCGCGCCCGUCUUCAAGCCCUUCCUUUGUAUCCAUGCUUCCAAUCUCUUCCCAAAGCCCAUAACCACUUCACUUUUCUCAAUUCCUUCUCCAACUCGAUAUCACAGUUUAUUUCGUGUUGGUCGAAGGAAAACCAGCUUCGCUAUCUGUUUUGUCCUCGAAGACUCAAAACAGAGUGUCCAGAUCGAGAAUCAUAAACCAGAACGGUCCGAAGAAGUAAAUUACCAGAUCUUGACGCCUCGUGUGGCGGAGAGAUUGUCUAGGAAGAGGUCUGAGAGGUUUACUUACUUGGUUGCUGCUGUGAUGUCGAGUUUUGGGAUUACUUCCAUGGCUGUUAUGGCUUGUUACUACAGGUUCUAUUGGCAAAUGGAGGGUGGAGAGGUGCCUUUGCUCGAAAUGUUUGGCACAUUUUCUCUCUCAGUGGGCGCUGCUGUAGGGAUGGAGUUUUGGGCAAGAUGGGCUCAUAGAGCUCUCUGGCAUGCUUCCUUAUGGCAUAUGCACGAGUCUCACCAUCGACCCAGAGAAGGUCCAUUUGAGCUAAAUGAUGUAUUUGCAAUAACCAAUGCAGUCCCAGCUAUAGGACUUCUCUCCUAUGGCUUCUUCAAUAAAGGCCUCUUUCCUGGUCUUUGCUUUGGGGCAGGUCUUGGAAUUACAGUGUUUGGGAUGGCCUACAUGUUUGUCCACGAUGGUCUUGUUCACAAGAGAUUCCCAGUGGGUCCCAUUGCGAACGUGCCCUAUUUCAGGAAGGUAGCUGCUGCCCACCAGCUCCAUCACUCGGAUAAAUUCAAUGGUGUUCCAUAUGGGCUGUUUCUGGGACCUAAGGAAGUUGAAGAAGUUGGUGGCCUUGAAGAAUUGGAAAAACAAAUCAAAAGGAUAAUAAAAUAAAAUAGUACAAAAGGCAGCUAAGGAGAUCAAUUUUGGAUUACUUGUUAAUGGAGAUUGUAGAGAAACAAUAGUGGUCAGUGAAAUAUAUUAUUAUUCCAUAUUACAAUUGAAAAUGGGGUCGUCAAUUUUUCACUUUAUGUGGGAACUAUACCAAAAGCCACGGCAAUCUGUGUGUCACUGAUUGCCACUGUAUUUGAGCCCUGAAAUCAUUUACAUACGUCGAGUAAUACUGUUUUUCGUUUGAGUUCGUAAA
This is a messenger RNA of Hevea brasiliensis (rubber tree), 1378 nucleotides long. RefSeq names its product beta-carotene hydroxylase 2, chloroplastic. The coding region runs from base 223 to 1125 and encodes 300 amino acids. Lineage: Eukaryota; Viridiplantae; Streptophyta; Magnoliopsida; Malpighiales; Euphorbiaceae. Gene Ontology annotation, molecular function: beta-carotene 3-hydroxylase activity; iron ion binding. The transcript is spliced from 7 exons. The record is from RefSeq and is a predicted model, not a curated record. Gene Ontology annotation, cellular component: chloroplast. Gene Ontology annotation, biological process: carotene metabolic process; xanthophyll biosynthetic process.